Messenger RNA from Ostertagia ostertagi, 396 nucleotides. Lineage: Eukaryota; Metazoa; Nematoda; Chromadorea; Rhabditida; Trichostrongylidae. The record is from the annotation of a GenBank genome assembly.
AUGAAAGUGGAAAGAGUGCGUCAGCUGGAACGGGGUUACAGUAUGGAGACACAUGACCGGCCAACGUAUUCGGAAGAAAUGCGCCGUCUGGCAGAGGAAAGGAAGCGCGAUGAACGCGAAAGGGUGGCGUCGAAUGAAGAAGCCGAAAAUCGAAAGUCGCGCAUUCAACGACAGCCACCUGUUCAUCUGACACGAAUCAGACCGCCUUCUUAUGUCAUUCAGCGGAAAACGCACGAGCCAGAGACGAGUGCAAGGCCAUCUGAACGACAUCCUAUAAUGGAAAUUCUCGAUCCUCCAAGAGCCUCAUGUGGAUCGCCCCCUGGCACGAUGUCCAGUCGCCUACCGAAACCGGACAAGAAGUCAUGGCUGGACAAGAUUCGAAGCAUGAAGCGAUCA